Poecilia latipinna (sailfin molly) is the source of this 1721-nucleotide messenger RNA. RefSeq names its product pancreatic alpha-amylase-like. The coding region runs from base 73 to 1611 and encodes 512 amino acids. Gene Ontology annotation, molecular function: cation binding; alpha-amylase activity. The record is from RefSeq and is a predicted model, not a curated record. Gene Ontology annotation, biological process: carbohydrate metabolic process. The transcript is spliced from 10 exons. Lineage: Eukaryota; Metazoa; Chordata; Actinopteri; Cyprinodontiformes; Poeciliidae.
AUCCUCUUGCUGUUGAAAUAAGUUACCAAACACACAUGGGGCCAGUCUAAACACGCGUGCUCUAACGGAAGCAUGAAGCUGUUCAUUUUAAUAACCCUGUUGGGGCUCAGCCUCACACAGCACAACCCGCAUUUCAAGCAUGGAAGGACAACAAUUGUCCACCUGUUUGAGUGGCGCUGGUCUGACAUUGCUGCCGAGUGUGAGCGCUUCCUGGCUCCGAAAGGGUUUGGUGGUGUUCAGAUUUCUCCACCAAAUGAACACAUUGUUCUGGACCAGCCAUGGCGGCCAUGGUGGCAAAGAUACCAACCAGUCAGCUACAAUUUAUGCUCCACGUCAGGCAGUGAGGAGGAAUUCAUAGACAUGGUCAUCAGAUGCAACAAUGUUGGGGUUAAUAUUUAUGUGGACGCUGUCAUCAACCACAUGUGUGGAAGUGGUGGUGGGGAGGGAAACCACUCCUCGUGUGGAAGCUGGUUCAGUGCCAGCAACAAGAACUUUCCAAGCGUCCCGUACUCUGCUUGGGACUUCAAUGUGAACAAAUGCAGAACGAGCAGUGGCGACAUAGAAAACUAUGGAGAUAUUUUUCAGGUGAGAGACUGCCGUCUGGUCAGUCUUUUGGACCUUAAUUUGGAGAAAGACUACGUCAGAGGCAAAGUGGCUGAGUACAUGAACAAGCUAAUUGAUUUAGGUGUAGCUGGAUUCCGAGUGGAUGCCUGCAAGCACAUGUGGCCAGGUGACCUGGAAAAUGUUUACGGUCGUCUUCAGAACCUCAACACAACGUGGUUUCCCAGGGAUUCCAAACCUUUCAUCUUUCAGGAGGUUAUUGAUUUGGGAGGUGAGGCCAUCUCUUACACUGACUAUGUCCAUCUGGGCAGAGUGACGGAGUUCAAAUAUGGUGCAAAAUUGGGAAAAGUCUUUAGGAAGUGGGAUGAAGAGAAACUGUUUUACACAAGGACCUGGGGAGAAGGGUGGAGCUUCAUGUCUGAUGGCAAUGCCGUUGUCUUUGUUGAUAACCACGAUAACCAGAGAGGUCAUGGGGCAGGUGGCUCAUCCAUCAUAACUUUCUGGGACUCCAGACUCUACAAGAUGGCAGUCGGCUACAUGCUUGCUCACCCCUAUGGAGUGACCAGGGUCAUGUCUAGCUACCGCUGGAACCGAAACUUUGUGAAUGGAAAAGAUCAGAAUGACUGGAUGGGCCCUCCAAGCAACACUAAUGGAUCCACCAAGUCUGUCUCUGUUAACCCAGAUCAGACAUGUGGAGACGGAUGGGUGUGUGAGCACAGAUGGCGCCAGAUCACAAAUAUGGUGAUUUUCCGUAAUGUGGUCAAUGGACAGCCUCAAAUCAACUGGUGGGAUAACCAGAGCAACCAGGUUGCCUUUGGACGUGGUGAUCGUGGUUUUAUAGUUUUUAACAAUGACGACUGGACCCUUAAUGUGACCCUUAACACUGGUAUGUCGGGAGGCACAUACUGUGAUGUUAUUUCUGGUCAGAAGGAAGGCAACACCUGCACUGGAAAGCAGAUUCUUGUUAGUCAUGAUGGGAACGCCCACUUCAAGAUCAGCAACUUAGACGAGGACCCCUUUGUUGCUAUUCAUGCCGAAUCCAAGAUUUGAUAUGUGAUGUCAUUAUUUAACCAUUUUAUGUUUACUGACCUGUCACCCACAGCAAUAUUCCUCAGAGUGGCACACAUUUAUUUGCUUUAUUUCUAAAUGCAAAUGUUCAA